CCUUUCCCCUCUUCCUCUCUUCACUCACCUCUUGCCUGUGCAAGUAAACUCAGCACCACUACCCCUACCACCACCACCACCACCACUACUCCAUCUACCAUCUCCAGUGCCUCUCUCUCUAGCUUCUUCCUUCUUUCAUGGCAGGAAAGGCUGGGGUGAUGAUGCCCAUGAGCCCAUCCAUUUUGACCCAUGCCAUCCUGGUCCUAUAUACAUACUCCCCGUAGGCUCACACUCCCAAUCUCUACUUGCUGCUGCUUCUGCUUGCGAUUGCGAGCUCUCUCCUCUCUCUCUGUUUUUUUUUUUUUUGGCUUGCAAAGCUUUUGCUUUGUUUUAGGUGCUUCUUUUCCACUCCUUUACUGUUCCCCCACUUUUCCUUGCUUUGUCACGCACACGAAAAGCUCCUGCCUUUACCUUAUCUCCGCUCGCCUUCCCUCACCCCCGUCGUAGUGGGAUUUGGUGGCUGCUCGCCUCUCGCGUUUCUUUUGCUGGAUUGGGGCGUUCUUGGGAGCUCGGGAAUUCGGGUGGUUUGGUUGGGUUUCGUGGAGAAUUGCGGCAGAUCUUUGAGAUGAACUGCGGGCCGCCCGACCAGUUGCCGCCGGCGACGGCGCCGUCGUGCUUCCUCAACCUCAACUGGGACCAGUCCAUGGACGCGGCGGCGGGAGGGCACCUCGACCCGGCGCUCAGCUCCAUGGUGUCCUCGCCGGCGUCCAACUCGACGGGCGCUCUCCACGGGAUCUCGCCGCAGCCGCACUACGGUGGCGGGACGCCGCUCAGCUCGCCCCCCAAGCUCAACCUGUCCAUGAUGGGGCAGUUCCACCACUACGCCGCGCCGCCGCAGGUGGGCGGCGGCGGAGGCGGAGGCGGGGGCCUGCCAAUCCUCGAGAACCUGAUGCCCAUGGGCCACCUCGACCAGUUCCUCGCCGACCCUGGCUUCGCCGAGCGCGCCGCGAGGCUCUCCGGCUUCGACGCCCGCGGCGGCGGCGGAGGAGGAGGCUACGGCGGCGCCGGCCCGGCGCAAUUCGGCCUCCCUGACGCCGGCGCGGCCGGCGCAUCGAAGGAGAUGGAGCUCGGGAACACCCGGGACGAGUCGUCGGUGUCUGAUCCGGCGCCCGGCGGCGCCGAGAUUCCGCCCAAGGGGGCUUCCGACGGCAAUGCACGGAAGCGGAAGGCCUCCGGGAAGGGCAAAGGCAAGGACAGCCCCAUGUCCACCUCCGCCGCCAAGGAGGAUUCCAGCGGCAAGCGUUGCAAAUCGACGGAGGAGAGCAAUGCGGCCGCCGAGGAGAAUUCCGGCAAGGGGAAGGCCGCGCAGAGCAACAGCGAGAAUGGCGGCGGCAAGAAGCAAGGGAAGGACAGCUCGUCGAAGCCCCCCGAGCCGCCCAAGGACUACAUCCAUGUCCGCGCCCGGCGCGGCGAGGCGACGGACAGCCACAGCCUCGCCGAGAGGGUGAGAAGAGAGAAGAUAAGCCAGAGGAUGAAGCUGCUGCAGGAUCUCGUGCCGGGUUGUAACAAGGUGGUUGGAAAGGCUGUCAUGCUCGAUGAAAUCAUAAACUAUGUGCAGUCGUUGCAACGGCAAGUCGAGUUUUUGUCCAUGAAGUUGGCCACUGUGAAUCCCCAGCUGGACUUCAACAAUUUGCCUAACCUCCUUGCUAAAGAUAUGCACCAGUCAUGCAGCCCGUUACAGAGCUCACAUUUUCCACUAGAGACCUCAGGUGCGCCGCUGCCCUACAUUAACCAGCCUCAGCAAGGGAACCCUCUCGGUUGUGGCCUGACGAACGGCAUGGACAACCAGGGUUCUAUGCACCCAUUGGACCCGGCAUUUUGCCGGCCAAUGGGCUCGCACCAUCCUUUCCUCAAUGGGGUUAGCGAUGCGGCUUCUCAGGUUGGUGCUUUCUGGCAAGAUGAUCUCCAAAGUGUUGUUCAGAUGGAUAUGGGGCAAAGUCAGGAGAUCGCCACCUCUUCCAAUAGCUACAAUGGUAGGAUCGUUGCAAACAGUCCACAUGAAAAUGGAGCUUUGACAUGACCAAAUAAAGGUUCGAUCCAAAGCUCUGACGCCCAUUGUACAUACAGAGAAGUCAGCUUGCCGCGGCAGCACUCUGAGAUUCAACCCUAACAAUGUUGGGCCCUAGCAGUGUUUUAGCUUCUAAUUUCCCAUCUUGGUGUAAUGAUUCUUUGAACAAAAAUGAAACGCACCAUGUACGGUAGUCGGGUGUAGUAUAUAUAUGUAUGCUACAAGAUCGUACAUAAGUCGGGUGCAGUAUAUGAUGCUUCAUUCAGACCCUUUUACCCUCUCAAGCAGAGAGGGACGACGUGUAAUAUCAUUAUUUGUAUUCUCAUUAUAUUUGUAGCUGAUAUAUAUCUUUAAGAUCCUUCUUCCUGUCCA
Messenger RNA from Oryza sativa Japonica Group (Japanese rice), 2380 nucleotides. Its product is annotated as transcription factor bHLH77. Gene Ontology annotation, biological process: regulation of DNA-templated transcription. The record is from RefSeq and is a predicted model, not a curated record. Gene Ontology annotation, molecular function: protein dimerization activity; DNA-binding transcription factor activity. Gene Ontology annotation, cellular component: nucleus. NCBI's taxonomy places the organism in Eukaryota, Viridiplantae, Streptophyta, Magnoliopsida, Poales, Poaceae.